AUGCUGCUUGUGGAACGGGAAUUGACGGCGCGCGGCGGGCUCGAGGAACAAUCGCCGCCUGCGAGGAAAGUCGCUUCUGCCGCGAGGAUGACUUCGUGCUCGCGUGCUUUCCAAAAUGACUCCGCCUCUGUGGGUACAAGUGGCACGUUCGCGUGCUAUUAG
Gryllus bimaculatus (two-spotted cricket) is the source of this 162-nucleotide messenger RNA. Lineage: Eukaryota; Metazoa; Arthropoda; Insecta; Orthoptera; Gryllidae. The record is from the annotation of a GenBank genome assembly.